AUGGCGACCUAUCUGAGCUGUGUUGUGUAACGGCUGUUGUUGCCAUGGUGGCAUAUCUGCCACUGUCUGUGACUUUGUGACAUCAUCAUCUGAGCCUUUAUAAAGAACUCGCAGAGAGGAUCUGUCAUUUGAGAUCAAGACUCUGAGAAGAUCAGAAGUGUUCUGACUGCUCUGAGAAUUCUCAUUCGAUUUAGAAGCGAUUUAUUCAGAUCUAUCUGAUUAGAUAAGCGAAUAAUAAUAAUAUAUUCAUUUCCUUGUCACAUUUCUAUAUAUCUUUUCGUGACAAAUAUUGGAAAAAUGAGCCUUUGGAAAACGCUUGCCGUUUUCUGCCUUCUUCUGGCUCUGGGUGUAGAAUAUUCUCACGCCGGGCCAGUGUACACCCGUCUGGAUGCUACAGUUGGCUCUAAAGUAGCGAUCCCGUGUAAGGUCCGCACCGAUCUUCUAUCUGGUGCAAGCAGUGUUAAGUUGGAGUGGGGAAUGACUCCGGAAGGAGGAGGUCUCUACACCCCUCUAAUGUACGAAGAUGUGAAAAACCUGCAGAAGGAUCAUGUGGAUUGUUCUAUUAUCAUCGACUCGAUCCGGUAUAGAGACAGCGGAACCUACGAGGGCAGAUUCAUCAUGGACAACGUCCCGUAUCAGCCAUUCAAGGUGGUCAUCAUUCAUGUGACUGAUCCCACGUCCACGGAGACCGCUGAUACCGAGACAUUCAAGAAGCACCAAACAAACCUGAAAACACAAUGGAAGACUCCUUCAGUCGCUUCCACUGAGACCGCUGAUACCAAGACGGUCAGGAAACAACAAAGAAACCUGGAAACACAAAGGGAGACCCCUUCAUACGCAUCCUCUGAGACCGCUGAUACCGAGACGGUCAGGGAGGACCAAAGCCACCAAGAACCACAAUGGGAGACCCCUUCAGUCACUUCCCCUGAGACCGCUGAUACCGAGACGGUCAGGGAGGACCAAAGCCACCAAGAAGCACAAUGGGAGACCCCUCCAGUCACUUCCCCUGAGACCGCUGAUACCGAGAUGGUCGGGGAGGACCAAAGCCACCAAGAACCACAAUGGGAGACCCCUCCAGUCACUUCCCCUGAGACCGCUGAUACCGAGACGGUCAGGGAGGACCAAAGCCACCAAGAACCACAAUGGGAGACCCCUCCAGUCACUUCCCCUGAGACCGCUGAUACCGAGACGGUCAGGGAGGACCAAAGCCACCAAGAACCACAAUGGGAGACCCCUCCAGUCACUUCCCCUGAGACCGCUGAUACCGAGACGGUCAGGGAGGACCAAAGCCACCAAGAACCACAAUGGGAGACCCCUCCAGUCACUUCCCCUGAGACCGCUGAUACCGAGACGGUCAGCGAGGACCAAAGCAAUGUGGAGAUACAGAGGGAGACCCCUCCAGUCAUUUCCACUGAGGAGGUCCCCAUGAUGUCUCCAACAAUGACAAUGACAACGACAACAACAACAACAGAGACCAGUACUUAUGAUACAGGAUUAGUAUUAAUCGAUUUAUGUGUGGAACUUAUCACCAAGACCUUCUAUCAACUGAAGAGAAAUGGCUACCUUCCAUUAGCAUGCAUCUUAGCUGGAGUCGGUCUUCUAGUAGUCAUCGUCAUCAUUUCGAUAGUUAUAAUUUGUUACUGCAAGAAAAGACGCAUCAUGAUGGAGCAAAGCAGAGAUGUGGAAAGAGGAAUCACUGAGAGGAACAAAACGCAAACACAGCUGACUGAAGUGUGCAUAAUAAAGGAAAAAAGACACACAUUGACGGAAGAAGUUUCAGCGAUGGAAGAAGAACUCUCAGUGACUAAACAAAAACUUGCAGAGGUGCAAGAACUCGCAGUGAGGAAAAAAGAAGAACUCGCAGCGAGGGAAGAACAACUUGCAAAGAUGCAAGAAAAACUUGCAGAGACGCAAAGACUCGCAGGGAGCAAAGAAGAACUCGCAGUUAGGGAACAACAACUUGCAAAGAUGCAAGAAAAAUUUGCAGAGACGCAAGAACUGACAGUGAGGAAAGAAGAACAACUCGCGGUUACGGAAAAACAACUCGCAAUUAGGGAAGAACGACUCGCAGUGUGGGAAGAACGACUUGCAAAGAUGCAAGAAAAAUUUGCAGAGAUACAAGAACUUGCAGUGAGGAAAGAACAACUCACAGUUAGAGAAGCACAGGGCUGGCUGUCCUGGCUUUUCAGCGGCCCUGGGGAAGAACAAACACAAUGGGAGACCCCUCCAGUCACUUCCACUGAGACAGCUGAUACCGAGGCGGUCAGGGAGGACCAAACCCACCUGGAACCAGUGAGGGAAGAACAACUUGCAAAGAUGCAAGAAAAACUUGCAGAGACACAAGGAGAACUGUCAGUGAGGGAAAAACUUGCAGAGACGCAAGGAGAACUGUCAGUGAGGGAAAAACUUGCAGAGACGCAAGGAGAACUGUCAGUGAGGGAAAAACUUGCAGAGACACAAGGAGAACUGUCAGUGAGGGAAGAACUUGCAGAGACACAAGGAGAACUGUCAGUGAGGGAAAAACUUGCAGAGAUGCAAGGAGAACUGUCAGUGAGGGAAAAACUUGCAGAGACGCAAGGAGAACUGUCAGUGAGGGAAAAACUUGCAGAGACACAAGGAGAACUGUCAGUGAGGGAAAAACUUGCAGAGACGCAAGGAGAACUGUCAGAAACUAAAAAUGAACUGGCAGUGAAGGAAAAAGAACUUACAGAGACAAAAGAAAGAUUGUCAGGCCUACAAAAAAUGCAUCAAGACACACUCAUGGAGAUAGAAGAAAAAGUCACAGCCAUGGAAGGAGAACUCGCAGUGACGAAAGAACAACUAUCAGCGACUAAAAAAAGAGUGGAUGCGUUAGGACAGACCCUAGUGGACAAAGAAUGUCUCCACGAAGAUCUUGGCCACGGCCGAUGCUUGUUGGUCCCUUGUGGAAAACGCCAGGGCAUACCGAGUGUAAUGGUCAGUCACUACCAGGAUAUUUCUCUGCCUGCUAAGAUCAGGCUCCAAGAACAGAAUGUCAAUGCACACAAAGCUCCAUGGGUCCCUGACUCUGAAGAUGGCCGUUGGGCUAGCUCGCAGACGGGUUUCCUUUGGGGAGUCAGUGAGGAGCAAGUCAGGGCGUUGGUUCUCCAAGGCCUUCAAUGCCAAGCUACAGGGACGGUCCUCCAACUGGUCCCUCCGCAGGUCUUUGACAGCUUCGAGCAGACCUUCAUCUCUGACAUUGCAAUAACAUCUGGGGACACCAGCGGCUGA
Molecule: messenger RNA, 3249 nt
Organism: Rana temporaria (common frog)
Lineage: Eukaryota; Metazoa; Chordata; Amphibia; Anura; Ranidae
Exons: 5
Coding region: 298-3249 (983 amino acids)
Cellular component (GO): plasma membrane
Molecular function (GO): transmembrane signaling receptor activity
Source: RefSeq, a predicted model, not a curated record